This is a messenger RNA of Ficedula albicollis (Collared flycatcher), 1829 nucleotides long. RefSeq names its product protein phosphatase 2 catalytic subunit alpha (gene PPP2CA). The coding region runs from base 127 to 861 and encodes 244 amino acids. The transcript is spliced from 6 exons. Gene Ontology annotation, biological process: peptidyl-serine dephosphorylation; mitotic cell cycle. Gene Ontology annotation, molecular function: protein serine/threonine phosphatase activity. The record is from RefSeq and is a predicted model, not a curated record. NCBI's taxonomy places the organism in Eukaryota, Metazoa, Chordata, Aves, Passeriformes, Muscicapidae. Gene Ontology annotation, cellular component: cytosol.
AGCUCACAUUUUAUGUGCUUUCUUGCUUUAUAGGCUAAAGAAAUUUUGACAAAAGAAUCCAACGUACAAGAAGUGCGAUGUCCAGUCACAGUCUGUGGAGAUGUCCAUGGACAAUUUCACGACCUCAUGGAACUUUUCAGAAUUGGAGGCAAAUCACCAGACACAAACUAUUUGUUUAUGGGGGACUAUGUUGACAGAGGAUAUUAUUCAGUUGAAACAGUCACAUUGCUUGUAGCUCUUAAGGUCCGUUACCGUGAACGUAUCACAAUUCUUCGAGGGAACCACGAAAGCAGGCAAAUCACACAAGUUUAUGGUUUCUAUGAUGAAUGUUUAAGGAAAUAUGGAAAUGCAAAUGUUUGGAAAUACUUUACAGACCUUUUUGAUUACUUGCCUCUAACUGCCUUGGUGGAUGGCCAGAUUUUUUGUCUACAUGGUGGCCUGUCUCCAUCUAUAGAUACACUGGAUCACAUCAGAGCACUUGAUCGCUUGCAGGAAGUUCCCCAUGAGGGUCCAAUGUGUGACUUGCUAUGGUCAGAUCCAGAUGAUCGUGGUGGCUGGGGAAUUUCUCCUCGAGGUGCAGGUUACACAUUUGGACAGGAUAUUUCAGAAACCUUUAACCAUGCUAAUGGCCUUACAUUGGUUUCAAGAGCUCAUCAGUUGGUAAUGGAGGGGUACAACUGGUGCCAUGAUCGGAAUGUAGUAACAAUUUUCAGUGCUCCAAAUUAUUGCUACCGUUGUGGCAACCAGGCUGCAAUUAUGGAACUUGAUGAUACUCUAAAAUACUCCUUUUUGCAGUUUGACCCAGCACCACGUAGAGGUGAACCGCAUGUUACUCGUCGCACCCCAGACUACUUCCUGUAAAGAGAUUUUAGACCUGUACAGUAUUGCCAUGAACCAUAUGUUGACCUAAAGAAAAUGGGAAGAGCAACAGUAACUCCAAAGUGUCAGAAAAAUAUUUAACAGUCAAACUUUGUUUUCACAUGGACCAAAAGACGUGCCAUACUCAAUACAAAGCCUCUUGUCAUCAACAACUGUGACCACUUUAGAAUGAACCAGUUCAUUGCAUGCUGAAGCAACAUUGUUGGUCAAGAAACCAGUUUCUGGCAUAGCGCUAUUUGUAGUUACUUUUGCUUUCUCGGAGAGACUGCAAAUAAUAAGAUGUAGACAUUAACACCUCGUGAAUACAUUUAACUUUCCAUUUAGCUAUAGCUUUAUUCAGCAUGACUGUAGAUAAGGGUAGCAGCAAACAAUCAUUGAAGCUUAAAGAACAUUUUUAAAAUAAGUACCAAGGCCUCAUAUUUGUUCUGAAACUGUUUGUUUUAUUUUCAGGGAAUACUGUUUAAUUUAAUUGUAUUUUUUUUUUUUUUUUUUUGUCUGCAUUCAGUUCCCUUUUCCACUCUGCCCUACCAUAUUGUCCCUUGUAAUUGUCCAAGGAUAGUGAAUUACUUUGAACAGAACUGUUUUUUUUCUGUAAAACAAUGUUACUGCAGGACAGAGCUGCAGUGUUUUUCAUAAUAAACUUGUGAACUAAGUAUGGAAAAAUGUCAAAAUUCUAAUUGCAUCUCAGGUCAACUGUGGUUUAAUAAACUAACAUGUAGCUGGAUGGGUUUUAUAAACUUGCAUAGAAGUUUCCACUCUAUAAAUAACUAAAACUGAGGUGAUUUUGAGUGUGCUGGAAAACUGACCUUUAGAAUCCUGUCCCAGGAAGGUGCCUGGGCCUGUGUCUCACAGCUGAGAACAGCUUGUUGGUUACUCACAUGUUGCUCUUUCCCUCUUGGUGCUCUACUGAAAUACUCAGAAAUGGGAAAAUAUAGGUUCACUUAACUGAU